Molecule: messenger RNA, 1233 nt
Organism: Drosophila willistoni
Lineage: Eukaryota; Metazoa; Arthropoda; Insecta; Diptera; Drosophilidae
Exons: 1
Coding region: 1-1233 (410 amino acids)
Biological process (GO): DNA integration
Molecular function (GO): nucleic acid binding
Source: RefSeq, a predicted model, not a curated record
AUGGACACUAAACGACCCAUUAUACUACCGCAAAACCAUAGAGUAACGUUUCUGAUUGUGGAGUACUAUCACAGGAAGAAUUACCAUUUGCACAAUGAAAUUGUCGUUAACGAGGUACGACAGCGGUACUGGAUAACCGGCUUACGCGCUUUAGUGAGAAAAGUUGCGAACGCCUGUGUAGCGUGCCGUAUACGAGUGGCCCGACCAGUGCCACCAAAGAUGGGCGAUUUACCAAAGGAGAGGUUAUCGCCGCACACACAACCAUUCACCUUUACUGGAGUGGACUGCUUCGGCCCAUUUGAAGUCGCAGUGGGCCGCAGGCACGAGAAGAGAUGGGGCGUGUUAUUCACAUGCCUUACGACCCGAGCGGUACACCUAGAAAUUGCUGUAACACUGUCAACUGACUCAUUCCUCUGCGUAUUGAAGGCGUUUGUAGCCAGAAGAGGGGUGCCGCGCUGCAUACUAUCGGACAAUGGUACAAAUUUUAGAGGAGCCAGCCGCGUAUUGAAGGAGCACAUAGAACGGAUAUCAACUUCAGCUGUGGAGCAGCAGUAUCCAACGUUGGAGUUCAAGUUUAACCCUUUCAGUUCACCGCACAUGGGCGGCGUUUGGGAGCGACUGGUACGUUCUACUAAAUCUAUACUUUCAGAAAUACUGCCAAAGGCCGGCCUGAAGGAAGAGGUGUUAAGAGGAGCGUUUGCUGACGUUGAGCAAAUUUUAAAUUCAAGGCCUCUGACCUAUGUGUCUUUAGAAAGCGCCGAAUCGGAAGCAUUAACGCCGAACAAUUUUCUAAAAAGCAGUUCUAAUGGCCUACGUGAGAGCGGUUUACUGGAACAGUCUGGUCCGCAACUUGCUAAAGAGUAUCGUGUUGCCAGCCAAAUUGCCGACCGUUUCUGGAAGAGGUGGCUAAGAGAGUAUCUACCUACAAUCACAAGGCGCACGAAAUGGUUCCAACCACAGCUCAAGCCGAUAGCAGUAGGUGACGUGGUAAUAAUUGUAGACGAUGCCGCUAAACGUAAUACGUGGCCAAAGGUAAGAGUGAUCGACGUUCAUCGUGGGAAAGACGGACAGGUGCGAAGCGCAGUCGUUCGCACAGUAGAUGGACUUGUGACGCGACCAACAGUGAAGCUGGCCGUACUGAAUUUGGAGAGUAAUCCCCCGCACGAAGACGCUGGUGAAUUACGGGGUGGGGAAUGUUGCGGUGCAGGCUUAAUUGCCGCCCCGCGCCAGUAG